This is a messenger RNA of Drosophila pseudoobscura, 3972 nucleotides long. RefSeq names its product Allatostatin C receptor 2 (gene AstC-R2). Gene Ontology annotation, biological process: G protein-coupled receptor signaling pathway. Gene Ontology annotation, molecular function: somatostatin receptor activity; peptide binding. NCBI's taxonomy places the organism in Eukaryota, Metazoa, Arthropoda, Insecta, Diptera, Drosophilidae. Gene Ontology annotation, cellular component: plasma membrane; neuron projection. The transcript has 2 exons. The record is from RefSeq and is a predicted model, not a curated record. Bases 596 to 2344 code for a protein of 582 amino acids.
CAUCAUGGUCGUCAUCGUUGAUGUUAGACCUACAAUUUUCCUGAGCGGCUUCAGUCGUUGCCUGUCAACAAAGCGCUGCGAACGUGUCUGAAGAACCUGCUCCGCAAAAUAUCUCAAUUUUUUUUCAAGUCAAACGCGAAAUAAUUUGAUUUGAAGAAUUUCCUUUAAGUGUUUCAAAGUGUUGUGGGCAAAGAAAGUGCUGGAAAAACAAACCAAAUGCCCAAGCUUUUUUUUUUACCAAUUAGCUUUUAAAUAUUCCAGAAUCGAAAACCAAAAACAUUAAGAAUUGUGUUUCUUAAAACAUUAAAAAGUGUUCUUUUUAAGACAUAAAAAAGACACAAACUUCACAGAAACUCAAUUUUCCCAAGCAGCAGCAGCAUCAGCCACCAACAGGAACUGGAAUAGGAACAGGAACAGGACCAUGUGACAACGGGUGGCACUCAUAAAGUAUGGAAAACAUAUCAAAACAUUUGCGAUUCAGCUGGUUCAGGCUUCCACUAAUAGGCUGACGACCAGCAGCAGCAGCAGGGAUAGGAAAUUACCAGGCUAGGAGUCCUUGGUGGAGGAGUGUACGGGCACAGGCACAAAAGCCAACAUGAAAGGACAUUCGAAACCGAAUGGGGCAGCUGCUGACCGCAGUGGCCGCCGCAUCGUGGACAGCGACAACAGCCAUGUCCAGGGCCCAAACCAAGACCAUGGCAGGGCCAUUCUGUUAUUUGUGCUGACAGCGCUGACACUAACGAGCUUAAUAACGCCCACAGAGCAGUUGACAGUGGCGCCAAAUGGAACCACACAGCAGCAACAGCAGCAACAGCAGCAGCAGCAGCAGCUGCAACUGCAACAACAACAGCAGCAACAGCAACAGAAACAGAAACAGCAGCAACAUCAGCAGCAACAACUGCAACAACUAGAGCAGCAAUUGCAACUGGAGCUAGACUACAAGCACAUGAAUGGCAAUCUGGUGGCAGCAGUUGACUUCAAUGGAACACUUGCCUUUGGACGGCCGCCGCCGCCCCACCAGUACCGCAAUGGGAGCGGACUUUAUGCGGGCGCCGACUGCAGCAAAAGCAGCAACCACAGUAGCAGCAACUUCAUCCUGAAGCUCAUCGCGAUGAUCCUGUACGCAAUGGUGUGCAUCGUCGGUCUCUUCGGCAACACCCUCGUAAUCUACGUGGUGAUGCGGUUCUCCAAGAUGCAGACGGUGACCAACAUCUACAUUUUGAAUCUGGCGAUAGCCGACGAGUUCUUCCUGAUCGGCAUUCCCUUCCUUAUCUACACGAUGCAGGUGGGCAACUGGUCCUUCGGGGACUACAUGUGCAAGGCGUACAUGGUGAGCAGCUCCAUCACAUCGUUCACCUCCUCGAUCUUCCUGCUGAUCAUGUCCGCGGACCGGUAUAUAGCUGUCUGCCAUCCGAUAUCGUCGCCCCGCUACCGCACCCCGUUCGUGUCGAAGCUCGUGUCGGCCUUCGCCUGGAUGACCUCCGUGCUGCUGAUGCUGCCGGUGAUUCUGUUCGCCAGCACCGUGCCAGCGGAGAACGGACUGCUGACCUGCAACAUCGAGUGGCCCGACACCCAGAACCUGGACUCGGACUCCACAUUCAUACUGUACUCCCUGGUGCUGGGCUUCGCCACGCCGCUGACCUUCAUCCUGGUCUUCUACUGCCUGGUCAUUCGGAAGCUGCACACGGUGGGGCCCAAGCACAAGUCAAAGGAGAAGAAGCGCUCCCACAGGAAGGUCACCAAGCUGGUGCUGACCGUCAUAACCGUGUACAUCAUGUGCUGGCUGCCCCACUGGAUCUCGCAGGUGGCCCUAAUCAACUCGGUCCCGAAUCCGUGCGGUGCCUCCCGACUGGAGCUGGCAGUCUUCCUGGUCUGCGGCUGUCUCAGCUACUCGAACUCGGCGAUGAAUCCCAUUCUCUACGCCUUCCUCAGCGACAACUUCAAGAAGAGUUUCAUGAAGGCCUGCACUUGUGCGGCCCGCAAGGACGUCAACGCCCAGCUCCAGCUGGAGAACAGCUUCUUCCCGAAGUUCGGCAAGGGCCGGCAGUCGGAGCGGCUCAUCGGUGGCGGCAACAAGGGGGCCAAAACCGGUGGCACGGCCAAGAAGCGGGCUGCUCUGGCUGCAGCGAGAAACAACAAUGCCCCGAUGGCCACCACCACAACGACCACGACAACGACCGGAACGGACACCGUGACCUCUGUGCAGCCAGCAGUUCAUAAUGUUCCUGCCGAGCUACUAGCGCCAUCCGGCAGCUGCAGCACCAGCGGCAAUCCUGCCACUCUCCUGGUGGUCAAUGCCGAGACCAACAACUGUAAGCCGCCCGUGCUGCACACGGACUUAUAAGAGCGGGCCCAGGCCCAGGCUAUGCCGCUGGAGACGGUUGUGCUUAUAGCCAGAAGAUGAGGGCACGCCGACAUCGGAGUGGGAGUGGGAGUGGGAGUGCGAGUGGGAGUGGGAGUGGAGCUGGAGCUCGAUCGACAGCUGACAAUGCAGUCGGAGUUCCUGCUUUAGGCUAAGCGUUCGUUCUCUCGAUGGAUAUUGAUAUUUUAUAUUGAAAAAGCAAAGCGAUGCGAAAGCGAUGUUGAGACCUCGUUCGAUCGCAAAUGAUAAUGCCAGAGAAUCCUGUAGGUACAUAGAGAAUUCUUAAUGCCCAUCAAAAGGAAUCGAUGAAACAUUUAUGACAGAUUCUCAGUCAGAAAUAGUGUCAAAACUAAAGUAUUCAUCAUAACAGUGUUUCAGAUCGGAGGAUAUAUCAAACGUAAAUCACAGUCGCAGUCGCCGUCGCCGUCGCAUCAGUUUGCCAAUCAGAUAAGUUUUGCAUAAGUGUGGAUACUUUUAAUGUCGUUUUCCCAUUUAGAUACUCUGCUAGAAUAAGGUUGAAAAUCUCUACAAAUAAGCUGAGUAGUGAAGAGCGUCAAACAAAGCAAAUAGUGGAACAUAACCAGUUUCGAGUGUUAGUUCAGUAAGCCAAAGAUUUGAUCUUAGAUUUCAAGGAAAGACUUUGAAAUACACAAGGAAUAACUCAGAAAAAAAGGCGCCAUUAACAAGCCAAAACAAACCCAAAGAGAACCCAAAGAAUUCCAGAAAGGCAAAUAAUUCCAUUGGAAAUAAAACGAACAAAGUAUUCUCUGAAACAAGAAACAAGAAACAAGAAAUAAAAUAAUAAAUACCGAAAAAAGUCCUUUUUCAAUUCGAAUUAAAUUGUAAUGUGAUUGUAAAAUAAAACAAUAACAAAAACAAAAACGAAAAGGGAAAUGGUAAAGGGUAAAAGGUAAUGGAAAAGGGGGAAAUGUGAAGCGAACAAUGUGAAAAAUUUGCAUUACAAUUCAUGACGAUAAUCUCUAAUGAAGCCUAAUUAACCGAGUGCAUUUUAAUUAACAUUGGAACUAAAUGUUUUUUUAGCGGCUGCUGGAAUUGACUCAACGGCGCUUUCAAUAAUCGACUUAAAUGAAUAUUAAAUGAAUACAUAAAUAAAAAAAAACAAUAGCUACAAUAAAUAUGGAAUCAGUCGAAUAGCCUCUCAAUAGAUUCCCCCAAAAAAUGUUUGUCUUUCUUGAAUGUUUUCAAAAAACGUAAAAUAAAAAAACCUAUGCCAGAAUUGAUCAUUGACUUGGAUAUUGUACCCAUAGCUGAAAUAAUCUUUGGGCAUUGUUGAGAGAAUGUUUCCCCCCUCCCCCAAUGUACACGAGUAUUUGUACUUUUGAAAAUACAAAAAAAAAGAACCUAGGCUAAUCAGUGUUUACUAUAAAUUAUGAUACAUACAUACCUACCUUUAUUAAAUGUCCACAAAAAAGCUACAGGUAAAAAAAUGUAAAAAAAAAGAUACAUCUACAUAUAUGUAUGUAUGGUAAAUUUUUUCAAUUUUAAGUGUAACUUAAUUGAAGUCAAACAAAUGUUGUUAAAAAUACAUUAGGUGGACUUUGAGUGCUUCAAAAAAUGAUCAAAUAAAAAUAAACAUAAUUUUAAAUGAA